This is a messenger RNA of Purpureocillium takamizusanense, 3528 nucleotides long. RefSeq names its product Forkhead transcription factor (gene HCM1). Gene Ontology annotation, cellular component: nucleus. Gene Ontology annotation, biological process: regulation of transcription by RNA polymerase II. The transcript is spliced from 2 exons. The coding region runs from base 427 to 2709 and encodes 760 amino acids. Lineage: Eukaryota; Fungi; Ascomycota; Sordariomycetes; Hypocreales; Ophiocordycipitaceae. Gene Ontology annotation, molecular function: RNA polymerase II cis-regulatory region sequence-specific DNA binding; DNA-binding transcription factor activity, RNA polymerase II-specific. The record is from RefSeq and is a predicted model, not a curated record.
CAUCCUCCCACUUUACUCCUGCAACUCCAAACGUCCCUCCUCUGCCGACCGCGCCUCUUCCUCCGACUUGCCUCCCGCAUCAUCCAUCUAUCGCGGCUGCUCCUUCACCACCGACGCCUCGUAACUCUCGACCCGGCUUCCCGCUCCCGACGACAAACCCGACGACGCGUCCCGCAUCACGUCCACCGCCAUUUCACAUCGCACACGUCUCGUCUCGCUCGCUCAGACUUGCCGCCCUUCGCUGCCCGACUAAGCAAGCGCGCGUAAAGAGCGUCAUCUACGCCGCCCUGCAUUCGCGGCCCCACUGUCAAUCAAAGACGCCGCAGACCUCGUCCAGGCACACUGUCCUCGCCGAGGUCGACUCGACCCAACCGCCAUUGCGCGUCCAGCCAGGCCUUCUCUUCUCAGUAGCUUGGCUUGGCCACAAUGGCCAGACCCACGCCUUUUCCUGGCCCAAACGAGCCGCUUCACAUCUUCCAGGACGACACUCUCGAGAGACAGGUCCCCAUGACGAGCCACGCCCCCAUGCCCGCCGUCACCAAGCCGGCGCGUCGCCCCCUCAGCAGUUCCGGCUCCAACGUCGUGCUCAACCCGCCAGCCGCCGCCAACGCGAGCUACUCUCCGCACAAAAUCAAGUCGUCGAGCCCCCGCUCGCCCCUGAAAUCAUCAUCGCAAGGCAACAAGCUUAACGCGGUGUCCAUGGCACCACCCAUGGGCAAAGGCCCCACGACGGACUGUCUCCAGAAGAAGCCGCAUAUGUCAAACUUUAAGACGGGCCCUCACCGCCCUCACAUUGAGCCCAACUACAACUAUGGCAAGGAAAACAUCCAUCCCCAGAUUUUCCCGGCUCCGCCAACCAUCAACUUGUCCGUCGAGUCGUAUUACCAAAAGCCCAACGGCAAGCGUGGCCUGAUGGACGCCGCCCCCAUCAAGGACGCCAGACCUACGAAGAAGUCAAGGCCGGAUGAGCACACCCUACCACCUCACGACUCGUUUCCUGCUAUCCACGAUGACGGUGCGAAACCGCCUCACAGCUACGCGCAGCUCAUUGGCAUGGCAAUCCUGCGUUCGCCCCUGCGCCGCCUGACCCUGGCCCAAAUCUACAAGUGGAUCAGCGAUAACUACUCCUUCUACAACCCCAACGACGCCGGCUGGCAAAACAGCAUCCGCCACAACUUGAGUCUUCACAAGAACUUCAUCAAGAUUGAGCGGCCCAAGGACGAUCCUGGCAAGGGCAACUACUGGGGCAUCGAGCCUGGCACCGAGUUCCAGUUUCUCAAGGAGAAGCCACCACGAAAAGCUGCACCCACGGCCGAGAAUCUCCCCGUCAUGUCCACGCGCAUGGAGCCCUCGCGACCCGCAACCGCCCCUGCCCCGGCUCCCGCUCCCGUGCUCCCUCCGGAGCCUACGCUACCGCCACCGGCUCCCAUGCACCAGACAAGCCUGCCGCCUCUGCCCACGUCUCAAGCGACCCUGUCGAUGCCCGCCGAGCUAUCUUCCGAUGCCACCAUUCUCGUGUCCGACAACGCCGCACCAGAGGAGUCGACGGACAAGGCGCCGGAGAACGAUCUUCCAGUUGAAUCGUCUCUAUACUCGCCUUUGCCCGCCAACAUGCACUCGUCGCCGCCUGUGCCUAGACACGUGGAGCGUCGCAGCGGCACGCCGCCGUCGGCCGUCCGCAACCCCACGUCAUCCGCAUCCAGGUCUCACAAGCGUAGAUUCGCUUCCAUGGAUGACAGCGGAUACAUCUCGUCUCUAGAGUCUUCGGUCAUGCGCCCCAACCAAAAGGCCCUGCUCCUCACGUCCGAGGCCGAUCGUCCGAGGCUCAAGCGCGGCCGCGCCGAAGAGGAGAUUGCCCGUUUGCGCGGCUCCUCGCCUUUCAGCCCGACCAAGUCCCGAUCGCUCGCUUAUGGGCCCAUUUCCUCGUCGCCCCUGCGACAGGCUGGCGAGAGCCAGAUGCUUCCGCCGUUGACGCCCGUUGUCAAGAUGAAGCCCCCCGUGCGACCUCCCCCUUCGGCGUCUCCCAAUACGAGCCUGCGCAUCCACCGCGAUAAGGUCCGCCAUAUGCUGCAGUCUCCCCUCCGCCGCGUGACGGGCUCGGGCGAGGACUGCAUCCCCUGGAGCCCGGCCUUCAACCUGGACGAGACACUCUACAACUUUGAUGACUUCACGAACCACGGGACCGACUUUGACAUCUUCCAGGACAUGACGGCUAUGGAUGACGGCCUGUUCCCGGGCAUGAGCUCCGUCGAUACGGGAUCGCCUAUCAAGCGCUCUGCCAAGCGCGCCCGCCUCGAUCGCUCGGUGUCGACCUCUGCGCUAGGCGACAUUACCAACUCGUCCAAGAAGAAGUCGUUGACAUCAGUCCCACUCUUGAAGGUUCCCGAGCAGUCGCCUUCGCACUUUUUCGAGACGCCCAGCAAGGUCUUCGAGGGCCUCGGCUCCCCCUCGAAGCUCUUCCAGGACUCGCCGCUCCGAAACGCGUCCCCCAGCAAGUACGCUGCGCUAGAUUUGGCCGCCGACGGUGACUGGCCCGGGCUGCUGUUCGAGUCCAACGAGCUCAUGUCCCAUACGGAAACUGGCCCUUCUGACUUUGCCGGUCUGGACAUUCUGCAGGGCUUCGAAAAAAUUGGCGCUGGCGUGCCGGCGUCGAAGCAGGCCAAGGUUUCCAAGCCGAGCCUGGCCCGGAGCUUCUCUACCAGGUUCUGAAAAGGGAACGGCUUUGUCUUUUGGCAGGGGACAUCACAGCGCGAGCGAGCAUUAAUUACGAUAUAAUGAUUUGAUGAGGACGCGCAAAUGGUGACGGCCAUGCGUCCUGGCGGCGAAUAAGCACACCAGGGUACUCGGUGCGGAUUAGAAUGGGCAACCCGGGGAAUUUCGGCGCGCGUGGGCUGGGAUUUCGCCCACUUUGGCUUCACGGCUGGAUCGCGACGGUAAUGAGUAUACGCAAGUACAUAGAUGCGGACCCAAGGGCCGGGCGGGCGACACGACACGAACACUGGAAACGGGACACACCUGGAAAUGGGAUCAAUCACUGGUUUUGGGCUUGGAGCUUGUGCUUUUUUCUGGUCCUCAUGCUUAUACGACGGGCGUCUGGUUAUGACGGUAUUGGGCGUGGGAAGGGUGAGGAGGCUUGUUUGGGUAUUGCUCGAGUUUUUGUUGUCUGGAUCACGCACGCACUCAUGGGUUUUUUAUUGUUUUUUUUUUGGACCGGCCUUUAUUGGAGAUGGCGGCUGGAUCAGCGUUGGGGGUCAGAGCGUUUCGGGUCACACACGGGCUCAGAUUGACUUGACUUUGCAAAACGGGUGCGGACACGGGUGCCUUUGACGCGCCUCUGAAAGUUGAACCAAGUUCCAUUUGCACGACGCAGUGACGAGGGUUCCCCUAUGUGACUGACGCUGGGUCUGACUUGACCGCAUUGCUAUGCUUUGGCUCACCACCAUGUAUAUCUCGUACGGACGCCAACUCGGGUAUCUAAGUGCAACAAGAAUCGCGCCUCCGUUGGAACAAACAAAUACCCCUCUCCCC